UCUCCCUCCUCCGUUGGGAGAGAUCCGUCCAGCCGGAGGAGCUGAGGGAGAGAAAAACGCACAUUCGCGCAACUAACGCCGCCUGUCCGCUUAACAAACCCGGCUAGCCGUAUUCCGCGAGGGCCAUAACGUUAUGUCGAACCCGUAACGUAUUAAACCCAAAAGGAAAAAAAAAAACAUGCGGUUGCGACGGAGACAGAAACGGACUGUGAGUAGCGCCGAGUUACUAGGAGACAUUUCAUUAGCUUGUUAGCUAACGAGGCGGCUAGCUUAGCUCAAAGAAGCGGCGGUGGUGAACUUCGAAGCUAGGGAACGAUUGUAAUUAAAGUCAGGCUACCUCAUAAUUAGUGCUUUUUAUUUUCCUUACCAAUGGGAUUUUGGCAUCGCAACUCAGAAAGCGUGUCUCCGGCUGAAGGUUGAGGUGGCGAAGCGCUUGUGUGGCUGUUUUGUUUACGGCUCUCUCUCUCACGGUAACAGUGCUGAGCAGCGCUCCUUAAUCACUCCGUGUCUGCUCUGCUUUGUGAAUGCAGGCCAUGGACUGAAAAGCCUCCACCAGCCAAAAAGAUAGCUAGCGUGCUGGCUAGCUCGCUGUCUGUUAAUACAAAGUCGGAUUCAGACCUAUACAUUUUACCUCGGGACUCCCAAGUCAGUUGAAAGAGGAAAACGGGACUGGAUCGUGCAAAAACCUGUGCUUCGGAUCAUGUUUUGGAUGGUCGAGUCUGUCACAAAUUGGAUGAGAGACUGAGUGAAGAUCACAACCGGAUUAUUUCAUUCCGUUUGAGUCGUCAAAUUUAGGACAUUAGCUGAGAGAACUGAUUGAAAAUAGAGGGCUACGAUGUCUGCUGCAAAAGAAAACCCUUGCAGGAAGUUCCAAGCGAACAUUUUCAACAAAAGCAAGUGUCAGAACUGCUUUAAACCUCGGGAGCUGCAUCUUUUGACCGACCAAGACCUUAAUCAGGCCAAACCUAUCUAUGGAGGGUGGCUAUGCUUGGCACCAGAGGGAACGGAUUUUGACAAUCCAAUGCAUAGAUCUCGGAAAUGGCAGCGGAGGUUCUUUGUCCUCUAUGAACAUGGCUGCUUGCGCUUCGCUCUGGAUGAAUCGCCAAGCACAUUACCACAAGGAACUGUCAACAUGAACCUGUGCACAGAUGUGAUUGAUGCUGAACCUAAAACCGGCCAGAAGAAUGCAUUGUGUAUCAUUACGCCUGAUCAGGAGUACUACAUACGGGGAGAUAACAAAGAAAUUAUCAAUGGGUGGAGUGAACAGCUAGUAGUUUAUCCGAGGACCAACAAGCAGAAUCAAAAGAAGAAGCGCAAGGUGGAGCCAACAACUUCUCAGGAGCCUGGUCCAGCUAAGGUAGCUGUGACUGGUUCAGGCAUCCCAGAGGCAGAGAAGGUUCCAGACUCUAGCUCUAUCAUAUGGCAGGAGGAGCUGCACAACAGAGAAGCGGAUGUGUCACAGGUGUGGUCCUCCUCAGAAAUAGUGCCACAAGGAUCACAAUUGCCCACUGCAGCUGAGGAAGCAUCAGUGAGCCGAGGUUCAGACCAGGGCUCGGUGAAUGGAGACGAGGUGGACCGGAGCGGGUUCUCCUUUCCACCGUCUAUCUCCCAGCCACCCCAAGACCUCUUGUCCCCCACAGGCAGCUCAUCCAGCCGCCACAGUGCGGAGUUCGGAGGGAUCCCUCGCUGCCUCUCCCCCGCGCCCAGUGACCCCUUCCCCUCAGGCAGCAGCCUGCUGUCCAAUGGCUCACACAUCAGCGGCUCUAUGAGCUCCCUGGACUCAGAUGCCAGUGGUAGUACUGUUACCAGCACCGAAAGCCACCCAACAGAGCCCCUGGGCCGUGCGCUCCGGGGCCUCCAUGACCCCCCUUACUCACGCCGGCUCGAAGGGGAGGCUCGCAAGGCUGAGAAACGCAGCCGCCUCCGGAGCCCCGAGAGGCAGAGCAGAGAGCCUCUCUUCAGCCCAGAGAGGAGUGGCCGUUCAAAUGUGAUUGAAAAGCUAGAGGCCCUGGAGUUGGAGAACUCGGAGAGGAUGGAGGUGGAGGAGACGGGCCGCAGUGAGACCCGACAGGGCCGCAGCGAAAUGAGACGCUUCCACAGACAGGAGCAGAAGCUUGACCCAGCACAAAGUAUGGACUUCCACCAUACCACCCUGCCACCACUCAGAAGAGCUAAGUCACUGGACCGCAGGACAACAGAGUCUGUCAUGACACCGGAUUUGCUGAACUUCAAGAAAGGUUGGAUGGUGAAACUUGAUGAACAAGGGCAGUGGAAGAAGUAUUGGUUUGUACUGACAGACCACAGUCUGCGAUAUUACAAGGAUUCAAUUGCCGAAGAGGCAUCUGAUCUCGAUGGAGAAAUUGACCUCAGUACAUGCUAUAACGUAACGGAAUAUCAAGCCCAGCGAAACUAUGGCUUCCAAAUUCAUACCCAGGAAGGAGUGCACACCCUCUCUGCCAUGACAGCAGGAAUACGACGUAACUGGAUUCAGGCUGUCAUGAAAAAUGUUCGACCCUCCACUGCCCCAGAUGUUGCUAGCCUGACGGAUGACCAUGUUUCUUGUGGUCCUUUUGAGAGUCUUGCUCGGCCCGACAUCACUCAGGACUCCCCAUCCUCGGAGACCUCCUCGGUGGAGCGGGAGCCCAAGAAAAGUCGUGCACGAGAUAGACGGCGUGAAGGUCGCUCCAAAACAUUUGACUGGGCUGAGUUUCGCCCCAUAGCCCAGGCCCUGGCCCAGCAACGAAUUCAUGAGGCCGACGCUCUUCAGGCUCAGCUAGCCGACCCUGAACGCAGUAAGAGGAGGGAGGAGAGACGGAGACGGUAUGAGAGUGUGACUGGGAGCUCAUCUCUUGAUCCUGCUGCUGACAAUAGCAAGAUGGACUUGGAUAGUGUAAGUGUGGGUCUGGGGACUGUGUCUCCACCAUCCCCGGACCGCCAACAAAAAGUGGAGGAUGAGAUUGAGCAGCGCUGGCAGCAGGUGGAGAAGACUCCCAUCAGGGAAGAGAGGAGGGUGCCCCUGUCCACAUCACUGCAGACCAGAGAGACAGCUGAACUUGAAAAGCUACUAGAAAGCUACAAAAAGGGGGUAGAAGACUUGAAAGCAGAAUUAGAGACUUGUUAUCAUCAUCUAGCAGAUUCAAACCAACACAAGUUGGAUUUAGAGGACCAGCUCAAAGCUGCUCUAGAUCGAGAGCAGCAGAUCCGCGCUGGGUACAUCUCACCGCUGGAGUCACCUUUGAGUCUUGACACAAAGCCCCAGAUGAAGAGGCCAGAACUGGUUAGUUCCCAAGCUCAGAGCUUAACAAAGAAGUACCAGGAAACCAAAGAGCUUCUACAGCUGCAAGAACUGAAAAAGCGCAACAUGCAGGCACAGCUUGGCCUUUCUCUUUCACACCUGUCCACCAAGGAACCUUACUUUUCUGACACCAAAAACACAUCCACCUCAGAGAUUCUUCCCUCUGAACCUAUUGUAAAAACAGUCAUUUUUGAACUUGUGGAUAAUGAGGGCAAGAUCAGAGAGCUUGAGGACUUGAUAGAUAGUGGUAAGCCGUUGUCAGUUAAGGAGAUGAUCGAGUUGCUGCACUCUCACAGUGAUUCAGUGCUGUCUGAUUUCCCCAUAGAAAAAAGUGAAGAUGGUAGAUCUGGUGAUAUAACAAACUGUCAGAAACUUUUGGAAAGUCUUAAAACCCAACAGGAAAUCGAGAACGAGACAAUGAGAAAGAGUUUGGCCAAGGCUGGGGACAGCAUUCGUAAUUACGAGGCUCGUCUGAUCACCAUGGAGGACAUGUUAGGGAGGGUCCAGAGACAGAAAAUGGAAGAUCUCAAAAAUCCCUGUACAUCUCCUUGUCAACGAGACGAGUCUAGCCAAAUGACAAACCGAGGUCUGGCCCAGAAGGUUGAGCUACUAACAAGUGAAAAUGAAGCACUGAACCAACGCUACCAGGAAAUUGUCAACCAGCUAAGAGAGGCAGACAGGGAAAUAGACAGACUGAAAGCAGAGCUUCAAAGACACCAAAGUGGGCACCAGUAUCAGCUAGAUAGAGAAAACCAGUCCAUGAUGGAUCAAGAAGACAAAGAUGUUCUUGCUUUUAAGAAUUCCUAUGAACAAGAGCUCAACGACAAGUCUCAGAAGCUUCAGGAGGCUCUCGCUAAGUUGGAGGUGCUUGGUCACAGUUUAAAAGAUAUAGAAAAGAGGUUGCAACUCAAAGAAGCCACUCUGAAAGGUCUUGGAUUUCAGGCAUCUGAAAAUGGAGUUGAAUCACUUUUGGAGAAAGAGCAGCUCAGGCACCAUAUAGAGGUCAUUGAGUCCAAGCUUUCUGAAAAGGAAAAGUUGCUUCAAUCUGCUGAUCAGACCUGCAAGGAACUGCAAGCACAGAAUGAAGAACUUCAAACUGAAAAACAAGAAUCUGAAAGAAAUUUUAACCAAGUACUUUUAGAGGCUAAAGAGGAGAUUCGAAUGUUGCGAGAGAAAGGGGAGUCGGAUAAUGAAUGUGGAGUUGAUAGCGAUUGCCAAGCAAUAAUGCAGAGUGAUGAAGGUAUGAUUCAGGAAGUGAUGGAAAGUUUCAAGAGGAGGUCUAAUGCUCUUAACCAGGUGUUAAGCAUGCUGAUGAAGGCCAGUGAAAGUAAAACAUAUGAUCUGUCCAGUUUUGGCAUUGAAGAAGAAACUGUGGGAAGGAAUGAUAGAGGAAUGGUAAAGGUGUUGUUUGAAAGUGAGAUUUUAAGUAGAGUAUUAGAUGGUGUUGAGAAUAGUCAGCAUGGUGAAGGAUGUGAACGAACACUGACUGUUAUGAAAAAUGUUGUAAAGCACAUGCUAAUGGAAAAUAGAGUCCUUGUUUCUGUGAUGAAGCUGUCUGCAGAACAAAAGGAUAUCCAGACACCAGUAAAUAUGCAAAGCACUGAAUAUGGAAGCAUGCUAACUGGUGAAGGUAUAGUGGUAAAUGAUGCACUUAGUGGUGUCAUCAUGAAAGAGCUUACUGAAGCAGUACAAAAUAAAGCGACCCUGCUGAAUCAGAUUGUUUCGGUCAUUAAUGAGCCUGUGAAUGAACUGCUCCAGUCCUUGGCUUUAACUCUCUCUAGCCAUGUGUCUCCACAAGGACAGUGCUUUCUUGAAGCCGUAUUAGAUGUAACUCACACAUACCUUCUAAUAGGGCAGAGAAUUCAGCUGGAGAAUGAGUUGGAGUCGAGCAAAGCUGUCUGUGCUAGUUGUCAGUUGAAAGAGCAAAACAUGGAACUGGAAUUAAAGCAAUCUGAGGAAUUAUCAACCCUCCAGAAUUCUGUAAAUGAGGACUCCAAACUGGUGACUCACAUCCAGAUUGAGGGAGAACCGAUUGAUUCUCUGGAUAAGGCUAUCCAGUUGCAAGACAUGGUAGCCAAACAUAAGAAGGAGCUUCGAGAGUUGAGGGAGGUCUAUGAGCAAGAAGCAUCCAAGUUGCGACAAGAAGUAACCAAAGCUGGAGAAACACUAAGAUUAAGGUCUGAGGAGAACGUUAAAGAGAUAGACUCUUUGACCAUCUGCAUGGAGAAUCUGAAGGACAAGCACCAAAUGGAAAGAAACAUUUUGUUGGAACGUUUUAACCAGGAGAUGGUAGAACUUAAUGAUGCUUUGGGCCUUCAUGGAGCUGACCUUGCAGAUGAUGGCAAGCCAAACCCAGCAUCCCUCAAGCAGCAGAUCCAAAAGUUGGUGUUGCAGGUGUCUGUAAUGACUGAAGAAAUGAAGAGUCAAGAUCGUGGAGGGGAGGCAGCAUUGCUUCGUCUGAAAUACGAGAAAGACCUGGAAAACCUAAAGGCCACAUGUGAGAGAGGCUUCGCUGCCAUGGAAGAGUCCCAUCAGAAAGUGAUCGACGAGCUGCAGAGGAAGCACCAGCGGGAACUGGAGAACCUGCAGGAGGAGAAGGAGAGACUGCUGGCAGAAGAGACAGCAGCCACCAUUGCUGCUAUUGAAGCAAUGAAGAAUGCGCAUCGUUCUGAGCUGGAGAAAGAAUUGGACAAAGCACGAAAAGCAAAUAGCAAUACUGAAAAUGCAGAUAUUGAGGAGAUUCGCAGGCAGCAUGAGGAGGAGCUGCUGUCAUUCCAGAGGGAGAUUGAGGUGCUGUCUGAGCAGUACUCACAGAAGUGUCUGGAAAAUGCUCACCUGGCACAGGCACUGGAAGCAGAGAGACAGGCCCUGCGCCAGUGCCAGCGAGAGAAUCAGGAGCUUAAUGCACACAACCAGGAGCUGAAUAAUCGUCUGGCUGCUGAGAUAACUAAAAUGAGAUCAAUGACCAGUGAGGAGGGGGGAGAAGCUGGAACUGCCAUUCAGGGGAAGGAGCUGUAUGAACUAGAGGUAAUGCUGAGAGUGAAGGAGUCAGAGGUGCAGUAUCUGAAGCAGGAGAUCAACUCAUUAAAAGACGAACUCCAAGCUGCCCAAAGAGAUAAGAAGUAUGCAACAGAUAAGUAUAAGGACAUCUACACAGAGCUGAGCAUUGUGAAGGCCAAAGCAGAGCGGGACCUGGGGCGGCUGCGAGAUCAACUGCAACUGGCCCAUGAGGCCCUGGGAGAGCCAACGCUGGAGGAGGUGCAGCGGGGAGGUUACGAUAUCAUGAAAUCAAAGAGCAACCCAGACAUACUGAAAAUGGCGGCGGCAGCUGCAAAACGCUCUGAGCGUGCUAUGAGGUCAAAGUCUGUGAGUCGUGACAUGCCCUGGGACAGCUAAAGACUUAAAGAGUCUCAGAGAAGGCUUGACAGCUGAGCAAAGACUCCACUUGUUUGACAACAAGGACACAAAGGAGUUCUGACAUUUAUGUGUCUCCUUGAUUCGCUGCAUGUUAUAAAGAGGCCCACAAUAUUUUAGUCCAGCAAUGUAAUCACUUAGAAACACACUGGUCACUGCACACGGCAUAUAUUAAACAUGGUAUGAAGUUUUGAAUUUUAUGUCUGUAGUCUGCAUUCUGUGCACUUCAGUUACUGUGAUAUUUUUUUUACCAUGUCUUAAUGUAAAUAUUUUGUUUUUAAUGAAGCAUCUAUAAUGCGUACACUAAAACUGACCGUGUAAGCUACUGUUUUAACUCUUUAGUAUGUGUGAAUAGCCAAAGGAUAAAUAAAUAUGUAAUGACUCCGAUUAUACUUACUUAAUAAAGAGUAGAAACAAUCAUACCUGCAGACUUCCUUAUUAUGCUAGAUGUGGUAUUCACACUCCCUCCAGCUUAUUAUUAUUAUUAUUAUUAUUAUUAUUAUUAUUAUUAUAAACCAAUUGGACAGAUGGCAAAUUUGACUCAGUUUAAUAACCAGGAGUGUACUUGUACAUGGUGAUUACUGAAUGUUUAAGUAUAGGACCAUUUUGAGACGAUGACCAGUUAAAGCAUUGGAGUUUGUAUCUGGAGGGUUUUGCUAGUGUUAAAUUAUAUAUACAAAUUUAUAUAGGGUUUCCUUUAUGUAAUCAUUAUGGUCAGGCCACUGAUUGGGAGGUCAAGGUUGUUUAGUUUUUUCAUUUGUUGUGUUUUUUUUUUUUUUUUUCUUUUUUUUUUUUUUUUUCUUUGUCUCUUUAAGCUGAUAAUGUCUGUAGUGUUGUUCAAUGGCAGUUCCUUGUAUUUAUUUAAAUGUCUUUUUUGGCUAACAACUGCAUUCCUCUAUUCAUUGUUAUUGUAAAUAUACCACAAAUGUACACCAACUGACAACAGGUUUAUUAGCAAUAAAUAUUUUUGCACCCUGUA
Pygocentrus nattereri (red-bellied piranha) is the source of this 7688-nucleotide messenger RNA. RefSeq names its product myosin phosphatase Rho interacting protein (gene mpripb). Gene Ontology annotation, molecular function: actin filament binding. NCBI's taxonomy places the organism in Eukaryota, Metazoa, Chordata, Actinopteri, Characiformes, Serrasalmidae. Bases 836 to 6691 code for a protein of 1951 amino acids. The record is from RefSeq and is a predicted model, not a curated record. The transcript has 25 exons. Gene Ontology annotation, cellular component: actin cytoskeleton. Gene Ontology annotation, biological process: actin filament organization.